GCUCCAACCUACAGGCCUGGCCCAUCUUGUUUGGUGCCAAUGCCAUUGCAAGUUUCCAAGUUUUAACUUUCCUUCCUGCGCAAUGGAGGUGGAAGAAGGCUUCAAUUCAAACGACUCUUUCAUCUGCAGAGCAGCUUAGCCAUGGUCGAAGCAAAGAAGAAAGACACUGCAAGUAACACAGAAGAAGACCGCAUUAGCAGCUUACCUGAUGAACUUCUUUGUCACAUUCUUUCCUUCUUGCCAUCAACACUACAAGCUAUGAGAACUUCCGUUUUAUCAAAAAGAUGGCGUCGUCUUUGGACGCACGUUCCAAACAUCACUUUCCCUUUCAAAUUCGUCCCAUUAGUCUUUUACUACGACCUCAAAGAAUACCGUCAACGAGCCGCCGUAUUGAUUGAUAAUACUUUGAAGCCUUAUUCUGCCUCCAAGAUCAAGAAAUUCUGCAUCCAAUUUUCCGCAGAUUUGAUUGGCUUGGGUCCACGAAUGGAUUCUUGGGUCCGUUUCGCCGUGGAAAGGGACGUGGAGGAUCUUACUUUGGAAUUUUCUUUCGACAAAACAAUACGCAGGUUGGAUAUCAAAGGAUUAACAGGUUACUGGUUGCCCCAAUUCUUUUACCAAAAUUCUUGGUUGCGUAAUUUGAAGACUGAUUUUUGUGAGUUUGAGCCUGAUGGGAGAGUCUUAUGGUCAUCACUGAAGGAUUUGAGUAUAGGGCAUGCUAUUUUGACUGAUGAAGUGAUGCAAAAUAUUCUAGAUGGAACUCCUGUACUUGAAUCCUUGAAAUUGGUCACUUGCAAUGGAAUUCAUAGGCUUGAUCUUUCUUUGAAUUCUCAUUUGAAGGAGUUAGUAGUGAUACAUCAAGCUGCUCCUUACGUUAAUGACGAUGAUACUGUGCUUGAAAUUGCAGGUCCUCACCUUAAGAGUUUGGUAAUUAUGGGUUUUUGGUUUAUGAAGAAGUGUAAGUUGAUGAAUAUGUCAUCUUUGAUCAAGGCUACCCUAGAUUUUGAGGUAGGAAAAAGUCUUCAUGUAAGGAGGAAUGAUUUCUUAGAGAAGAGUCGAAAUAUUGUCGAGGAGUAUCUUCGCAAUGUUGAUCAUGCUAGGGAACUAAAACUAGGAAGUUGGUGCAUUCAGGUUCUAUCAACAUUGAGGAUGGUAAAUUUUCUGCUUUCUCCAUCGUUCAGUCGCAAAUGCUUAAUUCUUGAUGUUGACAGUUUCAGUAACCAGUACAUCCCUGGGAUAGCAAAUCUACUUUGCUGUUCAUAUAACCUAAAUGAAUUGGUUAUAAAUAUGUGCCCUGACAUCACAUGUAAAGAGUUCUAUGCUGUCUCAGACUUAUCCAAUUCUGAUGAUUUUGGGGAGAAAUAUUGGAAGUCACUGAAGAUAAUUUUAGGGCAUUUGUGGUUGCAUCUCAAGACUGUCAAGAUAUCCAGACUUAUGGAAACAGAAAGUGGUUGUAGCUGUGAACGUGCGUUUGCAUUUCUGGGGUUUCUGCUCAAGAAUGCAAGUGUGCUGGAGAAGAUGAUUAUAUAUCGUUCGCAUGUUGGAUAUUGGUGCUGUAAUCUAGAUGUUAUCUAUAUGGCCUUCCAAUUGUUAAGUCUCCCAAGGUGUUCUCCUCAUGCUGAGGCCCGGCCCAUCUUAUUUGCUGCCAUUGCAAGUUUCCAACUUUUAACUUCCUACGCAACAGAAAAGGAAUAAGCGUUCAAUUCAAACGGCUCUUUCAUUUACAGAGCAGCCAAGCCAUGGUCG
Messenger RNA from Hevea brasiliensis (rubber tree), 1743 nucleotides. Its product is annotated as F-box protein At5g03100-like. Lineage: Eukaryota; Viridiplantae; Streptophyta; Magnoliopsida; Malpighiales; Euphorbiaceae. Bases 142 to 1692 code for a protein of 516 amino acids. The transcript has 4 exons. The record is from RefSeq and is a predicted model, not a curated record. Gene Ontology annotation, molecular function: protein binding.